Molecule: messenger RNA, 2819 nt
Organism: Chondrus crispus (carragheen)
Lineage: Eukaryota; Rhodophyta; Florideophyceae; Gigartinales; Gigartinaceae
Product: Peptide chain release factor RF3 (GTP-binding subunit), Rhodoplastic
Exons: 2
Coding region: 1-1659 (552 amino acids)
Biological process (GO): translational termination
Cellular component (GO): cytoplasm; cytosol
Molecular function (GO): GTPase activity; GTP binding; translation release factor activity, codon nonspecific
Source: RefSeq, a predicted model, not a curated record
AUGUCCUCGCAAACUGUUGAAGAGCAAAUUUCUCCAGAACAAAUUCGCCAUGAGGUUGCUAGACGGCGAAAUAUGGCUAUAAUCAGCCAUCCUGACGCGGGGAAGUCAACUCUGACUGAGAAGCUGUUGUUAUACGGAGGUGCUAUACAGCAAGCAGGGUCAGUGCGAGCCCGCCGAGCGCAGAGAGGUGUCGUUUCCGACUCAAUGAAAAUUGAACAAGAACGUGGCAUAUCCAUUACGUCUGCCGUCAUGACAUUUGAAUAUGACGAAAAGCGCAUCAAUAUCACAGACUGCCCAGGCCAUGCCGACUUUGGUGAGGACACAUACCGUACCCUGGCCGCCGUGGAUAAUGCCAUUAUGCUUAUCGACGCGGCAAAAGGCCUGGAACCUCAAACGAAAAAGUUGUUCGAAAUCUGUCGCAUGCGGAAACUACCAACAUUCACUUUCGUCAACAAACUAGAUCGACCUGCUAUGAACCCAUUUGAGAUUUGUGACCAAAUUGAGGCACAGUUCGAGUUGCCAUGCUAUCCGGUCGUGUGGCCGAUUGGCGACGGUGAUCGUUUCAAAGGCGUGUACGAGCGAGCGACGAGGUCUGUGCAUUUGUUCGAGAGAGGUGAAAGAGGCAAGAAAGCUGAAGAAGUUCACGUCAUACCUUUCAAUGACGAUUCUGUUGCGGAGCUGCUGGGUGACGAGCUACAUGCACAGCUCUUGGAGGAUGUCGAAAUACUGGAUACCAUGGGCAAUGAAUACGACUACGAUCUCAUCAUGGCUGGUGAGUUGACACCAAUGUUCUUCGGAUCAGCAAUGAGCAACUUCGGUGUGGAACUCUUCCUGAAGAUGUUUCUUGAAAUGGGCCGCUGUCCGCCUGCGAAGAAAAGUAACACUGGCUUGGUUGAUCCAGACGCUAAGCUCUUUACUGGCCAAGUGUUCAAGCUUCAAGCAAACAUGGACCCAAAGCACCGUGACAGACUGGCCUUUGUGAGGGUGUUUAGUGGGGUCUUUGAAAAGGGUAUGAAAGUGAGCAAUGCGCGCAUUCCAGGCAAGUCAAUCGCGUUGACUAGGCCGCAGUCUCUUUUUGCAGCUGAUCGCUACACUGUUGAAACGGCGUUUGCAGGGGACGUCAUUGGGCUGAACAACCCUGGGGUCUUUGCAAUUGGAGACACUCUGUGCGGCGACUCUUCAAAGAAGCUAAGUUAUCCUGGGAUACCAUCUUUCUCUCCAGAACUUUUCGCAUACAUAAAGAAUCCAAAUCCAUCUGCGUACAAGAACUUCCGCAAAGGGCUCAACCAGCUGUUGGAUGAGGGAGCUGUGCAGAUGCUCCGUGCGAAAGGAGAUCAAGGAAAUGAGGACCCCAUUAUGGCUGCUGUUGGACAGUUGCAGUUUGAAGUGGUGCAAAGGCGUCUCAAAGAUGAAUACAACGUCGACAGUAAGCUUGAGCCUAUGGGGUACAAUGUUGCCAGGUGGGUUACUGGCCCUGGGGAUCCAUGGGAGGCUCUUGAGGGGUGCGGUAGGUUGUUUAACGUUUUUUAUGCAAAGGACCAAUGGGGCCGUCCAGUUUGCUUGUUCAAGAACGAAUGGUCAUUGAAUGCCGUCAUACAAGAUCACCCGAACCUUGAAGUAGCACCUUGGUCUUUUGCUCCGGGUGAAGAAGAAGCAUGACUGAAAGUUUCGGAAAACGAGUCAGCGGGGUUGGCUCUAGAAUUGCUAGUAUGUGUACGAGAAAUUGCAUCUUUAUGGCGCGGUUUUUUGUUUACUGCUUACUCCGUUUGCUUCGAAGGUUGCCGCAGACUUCUAGCCGCGGAAAGAAGGGUUCCUGCCGUCAGUAAGCAUUUUGACUUCGUCUGUUUACCAGAAUUUAUACUUUGGUGCCGAGACUUCAUUUGAUAAUUGUUCACAUGGCGUUUGUUCUUGCUUCAUAUCCUGGAUCAGUGGCAAGCAAUUCUGCUGGAAUUUCAAUUUGCAUCGUUACGCUGUGAGACAAAAGGAGGAUACGUCGGGUUGAUGCGAUCCGCACAACUACAAUGGAGGCCAUACCGCUGCCAUGACAGAAUUAAGAGAAUGAUUACUGUAUUAUAUGUGCACUCGACUAAUCCGUUGCAUGGGGUUAAUGCUUAACUAUGAUGUUAGCAAGGAGGUUCACGAGAUGGCACCACAGCAUCAUUUAUACAUAAGGUUUACGGUGAUUGACUACGUCGAUAGUUUGGGGUGCAGAAUUGAAGUCGCAGAGACAGGAUACGCGGCAUGCACGGUGUACUUCUUUUGGACUUGAGGUCCUAUCGGCAUGCAUGCUCCGCACAACCUUGCAAACUCCAUGUACUGUCGAUAGCGGGCGGGCCGCAGACUAGAACAAAAAGUUAUCCUAAUUGCUUACGGGUGUCCACAUAGGUCAGAAGAUGUGAGGCGAUCUAGAAAGGGCAUCAAUUUUAAGACCAGGGAUCCUCGCUGUCCACACCGGUCAGAAUGUGUGAGGUGAUCUAGAAAGGGCGUCGAUUUUGAGAUGAGGGAUCCCUCUUUCAGUCAUGCGGGUAUAUUGCAGGAGAAAUGGUUGUCACUUCACAGUUAUAAGGAGUCUAUCACGGGUCCGCGCGCUCACCGACAUGCCUGUCUCCUGAAAAUAGAAGCAUUUGAAAUGAUCCGGCACCUCAGUGUCAAGUACCUCGGAGAGAACAUGGCGCUCUGUCAUAUGUAAUUAUCGCAGCGCUAGCACAAUGACUCAUGAACCAUUUCUUAACAGUUUUCCUAGAACCGUCUUCGUCACAAUACCUUGACUGCUGCAGGCAGAAGCAUUGGGCAAACAAUCAUAAACAGCGCAACAUUCU